AUGGUUCACUACUCGAAGCUCUUGCCUCCCCUAUAUGAACUUCCAACCUGUUUCCCCAGAUAUUAUGGUGGAGUUCUGCUAGUUGGAUUUGGCAGUUUUGCUCUGAACAUGUACUUCGCUGCUCGUGUCGUGCGAGGUCGCAAGAAGUGGGACAUAAAGGCCCCGAUAAUGUAUCAUCCAACGAACGAAGAAUUCAACUGCCUUCAGCGAGCGCAUCAGAACUAUCUCGAAUUCAUGCCAUACUUCCUGAUGGGUUUGUUUGUUGGUGGUCUUCGGUGCCCCUUCCGCUCCAUGCUGCCAUCGGUAAGCUAUGCCAUCGCCCGAAUGACAAAUGACCCGGAGGACUCCUAA
This is a messenger RNA of Dibothriocephalus latus, 351 nucleotides long. The record is from the annotation of a GenBank genome assembly. Lineage: Eukaryota; Metazoa; Platyhelminthes; Cestoda; Diphyllobothriidea; Diphyllobothriidae.